This is a messenger RNA of Thermothielavioides terrestris NRRL 8126, 3139 nucleotides long. RefSeq lists its product as uncharacterized. The record is from RefSeq and is a predicted model, not a curated record. The transcript has a single exon. The coding region runs from base 64 to 2922 and encodes 952 amino acids. Lineage: Eukaryota; Fungi; Ascomycota; Sordariomycetes; Sordariales; Chaetomiaceae.
GCCUCCGUUGCCCCAAGACAGGUCCAGACACCCAUGACGUCUCCUCUUGCCGUCCGACGAAACAUGAACGACUUCUUGGAGAGGGCAUUCGUCAUUCCUCCGGAAAUUGCAAGAAUGGUAAUGGCUCACUUGGAUUUUGAAGACGGCUUCUGGUGGACCGACGAUCUUGCCAGCCUUCCGCCACACAACCCGGCCCAAGCUUCCUUCCGCAAAGAUGUCGUCGACAGACCACCACCAGUACUUAACGUGCUUGCAGCAAGCUGGAACAUGAGCGAUACCAUGUACAGCUUUUGGCAGCUCCUCAAGCUGAGCGGCGUGCUCUCGGGAAAUCGGGAUUUUGAACUCGCCCAGUAUCCGGUUCUGUAUCGCGCCAAGCUCUUGCUGCGAGAAACACUCUUCUACGACCUCCAACAACCCGAUCCCGCCAUCCAUGGCGAGCCCAGCAGCUCCACCUCCCAUGUCAUCUUCGACGAGGCCGACUCGUAUGGGCGCUUCCGUGUGCUUUACCCUUGCAUGGUCCAGUUUCUACAGUCGUUCGACGAACAGAUGGCACGGCCCAGUCCGCUCAAUCCCAAGCACUGGUUGGCUGCGUUCUUCGCGCUCUGCAUUUUCAGCAUUGUGAAGACGAUCCUGGUCGACAGGGCAGCGCACACCCGCUUCACCUCGCCGCCUCACUCGGGGAUAGCAGCCAUGCACGCCAUCUAUAAGGCGCUCGUCUGUGUUUUCGCCUGGGCCACUCCCAUGCUGCUGGAUGCCCAAGAUGUGGACGUGAGCCACGAUGACCGAGAACUGCUGCUCUCAGUUGGAGUGUUUUUGGGCAGGAGUUCGUGGCCGCAACGCGGUAUCCACUCGACCAAGGAUUUUCUCCUCCUUCUCGGGAGCAGAGAGAUUGACGGAGGCCUUUACCACGGGUUUAUCAAGCAACGAUCUCCUGCUAGGCAAGGGUCGUUCGUGCUCCCUCCGAUCACUAAACCGGAAGAAGCUCGAAAGCCUCUCCCGGAUAUGCGCCCUCUCAUCACUACCUGGGCACCUGGGAUCCAAGGCCAGCCGGACCGGGAUAUUUACGUCUUCAAAGGCGAACCCGACCGGAUGCUCACGUCCCCCCAAACUAUGGAUCCCGGGCGACGGCAUACCGUUGCGGAGAGCCCGACGUUCGUACGGCACUCUGGCAGGGUAGUAACGUCGCCAGUCGCUACUCCCAGAAUUCGCCCCUCGUACCAGCGGCCUCCGCUGAGAAGAGUCUAUUGCACAAAGUGCAACGAGUACCCGGAAGGCUUUCGGGGCGAGCACGAGUUGAGGAGACAUAACGAUGCCAAGCAUGCUGCUCUGGUUAAGAGAUGGGUUUGCACACAACCCCCGGAGUCCUCUGGUUCACCCCAGCCCGUGAUUCCCCUCGCCAAAUGCAAGGCAUGCGUCACGCAAAAGCGCUACGGCGCUUACUACAACGCUGCCGCUCAUCUCAGGAGAGCUCAUUUCAACCCUCAUCGUGGCGGCAAGGCGAGUGGAGACUGGCCGCCCAUGUCGAUUCUCAAGGACUGGAUGCGCGAGGUCCGGCAGUCGAUCGAUGUGCAAGACCAAGAUGACGGGUCGAGCGGCGACGAAGAAGCACAUGACUAUAAAACAGUCCACGACUACAUCUCUCCGCCCCGCCAACGCUCGCCGGUCGUGGAUGCACCGCGUCUCGCACCCGCGCCUCACGCACCUCCUCAGGCCCACGGCCCGCCGUUAUUGGCACCCUCUCUCGACCGCGUCAAUCCCGUCGGCCCUCCUCCCAUUAUCAUCCAGAGCAGCCAGAACGCCUUCCUGACACCGACGCAGACCCUUAAGAGCGACGACCAGCCACACGCAUCGGCCUCCUCGUCCUCAGCGGUUCGAACCAGAUGCCCUCAUCCGGAUUGCGGCCGCGUCUUCAAAGACCUGCAGGCGCACAUGCUCACGCACAUGGAAGAACGGCCGGAGAAAUGUCCAAUUGAGACUUGCGAGUACCACGUCAAGGGGUUCGCCCGUAAAUAUGACAAGAACCGGCACGCCUUGACGCAUUACAAGGGAACCAUGGUGUGCCCGUUUUGCCCCGGUGCCGGCACACCCUACGAGAAGGCAUUCAACCGUGCGGAUGUGUUCAAACGUCACCUGACGGCGGUGCAUAACGUUGAACAAACGCCGCCCAACAGCAGGAAGCUGAUUCUGACUGCAGGCCCCGGGCGAGCCGGCGGGCUGGGCGCCAAGUGCAGCAUCUGCCAGAGCCAGUUUGCCACGGCGCAGGAGUUCUACGAGCAUCUAGAUGACUGCGUGCUAAACGUUAUCGUUCCAUCGACGCCCAAGACUGCCGGCAGCGGAAGUGGCAGCGCUACGGCGAGGAAAGAUUCGUCGGCGAGGACGUCGACGACGGCGAGCACGGACAAGGGCAAGGAGCUUGAGGUGGAAGUGGAGGCACAGAGUUCUCGAGAGCCUACACAACCGCAGGCUGAGCAGCGCGAUAUCAGCAUGGACACUGGGCCUACAACGGAUCGCGUGCCCAGUGCAAGCCAUGGAGAGGGUCCGGAUCACAAAGCAACCCCCGUUGAGCCAAAGGAGCCAGUGCACAGCGAUCGGCAGGAGCAACAACCUGAAGAGCAACACGUCGAGUCGCAAACCCACCCUCGCUCGUCUCAAACGCCACCGUCUGCCUCGUUAAGUCCCCGCGUGCGCGAACAGGAGUCGCAACCGCAGCCGGAGCCUGAAGCGAAACCCGAGAUCCAGGUCGCGAUCCCUUCCAGGGAGGAGCCGAUGGAGGUCGAAAAGGCCGAUUCCGCGAGCGCGAGCCAGUCACAGCAGUCUGAGCAGCCGCCGCCAAGCAUCAACGCUGUCGAGGCGAAACGCCCGAUGUUGCGGCCGGAGGUGACCCUCGGUUCGCCAGCGCCGGACAACAUGGACACAGACUAGCCACGGGGCCGGGUGGGCGCAAAUCAGCAGAACCAGGUUUGCUGGUCUGCCGCCAUCAUCCCGGAUUCGUCCUCUUGUCGACGAUUUUUCUCUUUUCGAGAGAUGUACAUAUUCUAUCAUAUAUCCUUUGAUCGGUCACGCAUUCACCUGCCCGCCUGGGAAUCCAUGACAAUGUGGUUCCAUUCUACCAUGCCACUUUUUUUUUCUUCCCUCCCCC